Molecule: messenger RNA, 399 nt
Organism: Porites evermanni
Lineage: Eukaryota; Metazoa; Cnidaria; Anthozoa; Scleractinia; Poritidae
Source: the annotation of a GenBank genome assembly
AUGCUGAACAUUGUAGCAAUCUACGCGAUCAGAAAAACUCCAUCAUUGUCAAAAAAUUUAAAAGCUUUGCUUCUGUGUCUGGCUGUUUCUGAUCUUGGUGUUGGUUUACUAGCUCAGCCAAUGUAUGUUACACGACUUGUUGUGGACUCAACACAAACGAAUACAACUUAUAAUACCAUAUUUGUCGCGUUUCUUAUUCUGACGAAUUUGUUCACUUUUGCGUCAUGGUUUAGUGUCACGGCUCUCUGUGCAGACAGAUUUUUCGCCAUUUACCUUCACCUCAGAUACCAAGAACUUGUGAAAUACAAGAGCGUUGCUGCUGCAGUUGUCUUCAUUUGGAUAUUCAGCGCACUUAUUUCACUGAUGAGUUUUUCGUCAACGGCUCUUGUCUUUAGUUAA